Molecule: messenger RNA, 3414 nt
Organism: Rhinolophus ferrumequinum (greater horseshoe bat)
Lineage: Eukaryota; Metazoa; Chordata; Mammalia; Chiroptera; Rhinolophidae
Gene: SLC19A3
Product: solute carrier family 19 member 3
Exons: 6
Coding region: 326-1789 (487 amino acids)
Biological process (GO): transmembrane transport; vitamin transport
Cellular component (GO): plasma membrane
Molecular function (GO): thiamine transmembrane transporter activity
Source: RefSeq, a predicted model, not a curated record
GGCGAGCUUCCGCGUGAGGCCGCCCUGGGGCUCUCCUACCCCCCACCGUGCUCAGACUCGCCCAAGUAGGUGUGCCUGGACUUCUCACUUUUAUCCUGCUGGAAAAGCUGGUUAAUUACGUGUAAGAUUCUGAUAAAGGGCCAGCAUCCCCCAGGGUUUCAUUCAUGUUCACUGAAAAGAAACCUUAGCACAGAAUUCUAAAUCCCCACCCAAGACUCGCCAACAAGUCCGAGUGCGAGAUAGAAAGGGGCCUUUGAAGGACAACUACUGGAAACUAAAAGAAAGCACAGCCUUACUGGGAAGGAUACCUAAUUCACCAGACAACAUGCGCAACAAUUAUUGGUCAGCCAUGGAUUGUUUCCAGACUUCGCCAAGCCAUUCCUGGCUCUAUCCCACGGUCAUCCUCUGCUUAUUUGGAUUUUUCUCCAUGAUGAGACCCUCAGAACCCUUCCUUAUCCCCUAUUUAUCUGGACCAGAUAAAAACCUGACCAGUACAGAGAUGACCAAUGAGAUCUUUCCCGUGUGGACAUACUCUUACCUGGUGCUGCUGCUCCCCGUGUUUGUCCUCACCGAUUACGUCCGCUACAAACCAGUCAUCAUCAUACAAGGGAUUAGCUUCAUCAUCACCUGGCUGCUGCUGUUGUUUGGCCAAGGAGUGAAAGCCAUGCAGGCUGUGGAGUUCUUCUAUGGGAUGGUCACAGCCACCGAGGUGGCCUACUACGCGUACAUAUACAGCGUGGUCAGCCCAGAGCACUACCAGAAAGUGAGCGGUUACUGCAGGAGCAUCACGCUGGUGGCCUACACGGCGGCCUCGGUGCUGGCCCAGCUCUUGGUGUCCCUGGCCAAAUUAUCGUACUUUUACCUCAAUGUCAUAUCCUUGGCUUCUGUCUCCGUGGCCUUCCUUUUCUCACUUUUUCUACCAAUGCCCAAGAAAAGCAUGUUUUUUCAUGCAAAACCCAGCAAAGACAUACAGAAGCCAUCGAGCACAAAUGCAGUGUUAGAGGAACGUCAGGUGGAUGAAACACCAGGCUGUGAUGAGGAGAAACCCACCUCAGAAAUACCCACCCCUUCGGGGAACCUGGAUGAUAGCCAGUGGAGCGGCCCAAAGCCAAAAAAUGUAGCUUUAAGAGUUUUUGUGCAGUGGUUCCAAGAUUUGAAAGAGUGCUACUCUUCAAAGCAUCUUUUUUACUGGUCCCUGUGGUGGGCUCUUUCCACAGCAGGUUUUAACCAGGUUUUGAACUAUGUACAAAUCCUGUGGGAUUACAAGGCACCCUCCCAAAAUUCUUUCAUCUAUAAUGGGGCAGUAGAAGCUAUUGCAACCUUUGGAGGGGCCGUGGCUGCCUUUGCAGUGGGUUAUGUGAAGGUCAACUGGGAACUUCUGGGAGAGAUGGCUCUGGCCAUCUUCUCUGUGGUCAAUGCAGGUGCCCUAUUUCUCAUGCACUACACGACCGACAUUUGGGCAUGUUACGCUGGCUAUUUGAUAUUCAAGGCUGGCUAUAUACUUCUCAUAACCAUAGCAGUAUUUCAGAUCGCCAUUAAUCUGAGCAUGGAACGUUAUGCCCUGGUGUUUGGACUCAACACCUUCGUUGCCCUGGUGAUUCAGACCAUUAUAACUGUCAUCGUGGUAGAUCAGAGAGGGCUUAACCUGCCAGUCAGCAUUCAGUUUUUAGUUUACGGAAGUUAUUUUACUGUCAUUGCUGGAAUUUUCCUUAUGAGAAGCACAUACAUCAUCUACUCAGCCAAAUGCCAAAAGAAAGGGCCAAGCUUUGCUAUAAGUCAGAAUCCGUAAGGGCCACACCCAGAGGGACCAAGGAGUGUCAUCACGGGAACCAAGCUCUAAUCCUUGUCAGCCACCUCAGCCUCUGAGUGAGGACUGUGCUGGUCACAGUCACUGAGUGUCAUAAACUGACACUUUUCACAAGUCUGGAUUCCAAGGAACCUUUUCAAAACCACAAUGAAAUCUGAGCUUUAGACGGUAAUGCCCAGCUGAACUGGAUACGGUCGACAGGGCCCAUUAUCAACUGAACAACCCAUGCUGGGGAGCCCAGUGAAAAUUCUGGUUUUGAUCACUUGCAGUGACACACAAAUGGCAUGGCAGGCAACAAACCAGCCAUCCUGGAGUUCAUGUUCCCCAUCUGUGAGCAGAAAUACUAACUGGACUGACCAUUUUGCUUGGCUUAGAUAUGUUUUAUCUUACCAAAACAGGCAAUCCAUUGGGCAUUUUUUGUCACAUGAGCCAUUGUCCUUCUUCUUCCAUUAAGUAUAUUUCUGUAUAACUUACGGUUCUCUGAGAGAAUUGCAAAGCUUGGUCCCAUUUCUAAGGACUCCUCUUCAAUCCUGAUAACAUAGUAUUAUUCACAAGCUUUUAUUUCAUAUCACCAUUUAAUUUUUUCAUGGUUAUUUUUCGUUUUUGUGGUCUGCUGAGCUUUGUUGUUGAAAUUCUACCUCAGGAAUAGCUCCAGACACGCUUGUGUGUCCACAGAAUGACAUUUACAUCCAUUCCCAGUGGCCCUAGGAGAGGCAAUGAGCCCUCUCCUGCCCACACAGGUGUUUUAGUGCUGUGUCAGUGUGAUGUCUGUCUAAAACAGAAAACUUAAGUAGAAAUUUCCAGGGGUUUCUACAAGUAUUCGUAAAUAAGAAAACACAGAUGGGGGAAAAAAUAACACCUAAUUUUUAUAUGGCAGAGAUUGUGCUAAAUAAAGUAAUGUGUGCAAAAGUAUUAAAGAGCCUUUCUAGUAUUUUGAUGAAGUGUGCUGAAAAUUGUCUGAACUUGUCUGUCCUUUGAAACUUCAAUAGAGGUCUCAUUGAGCAGCCUGCCACUGGGAAUAAAGAAUGCUGAUUCCAGAUUUGUGUUUCAAACAUACUUUUAUCCAAAUCCCAAAAUUCAAGUACUGGACUGAAAAAAAAAAUACAGAAAAUCAGCCCCAAAGCCAGCCUUACUUAGUGGUGACUACUAACGGCAUUCCUACGUACAUCAAAGCAAGGAAAGGAUGACCACUGUUAUCCUUUUUACUUAACUUACUGUACUAGAGGUAGUAGCCAACACAAUUAGACAAGCCAAAAAAUGAGAAGUCAAAAAUUGAAAAGGAGGCAAAACUAUCACUAUCCCAGAGGCUACAAGUAUACACCCAAGAGACUGAAAAUGGAGAGUGUCAAAAGUAUACAGAAAGCAACAGCUUUCAUGAUACAACCACCAUUUAGUAAAAUAUCCCAACAGAACAAAAAUAAUAACAAGAAUAAUUACAUUUAAUCUAUUUAAUAAUUUAAUAAAUGUGUAAGACAUAUAUGAAUAUGCCUGAAAAUACCUUUGAAGAUUACAAAAUAACACCUAAACAUGUAAAAGCCUACCUUGUUCUUGGUUAGGAAGGAAAAAAUAUAGAAAGACAUCAGGCUUUCUAAAUAAAUUUAUAAGUU